AUGUCUCAAAGUGUUGGUAUCUUUUGCCCUCUUCCUCGUAGCAGCCUAGGAGAGAGCUGGCAUGGCAUUAUGGAAACUUUACAGAACGCGGACUAUAUUUCAAACGUCAAAGCGUCGCAAGCAUCCACCAACCUGCGGAUAAGCACACCCAUGACACACAGUCAAUCCGUGUCAGUGAUGAGCUCUGCUGAACAGGAGAAAACGGCUCGUCACCCCCUUAUGAAUAUUCAGUGUCACCUUGACGAUAACAAUCGUUACGGUGACCUGCGUAACUUGACACUGUUGCUUACUCUCAUUCCAUGUGCGACAGACGGGCUGGAUCCAUCUUCUCAGAGCAUCGAGUACAAGCGAUUACUAAUUCCAGAUAUAACGGACCUUUGGAAUAUCGGAGCUACUGUUGGGCGUGUAGGCACACGAAGGCGCUGGGGCAUCAUUGAACGUGCCGCCGACCACAUCCGACAGAUCACAUUUGCGGAGUUGGAACUCGAGGCUGAUGUUAGGACGGACGAUGCUGUUCAUGCUAGUGGCUCCGACUGA
Messenger RNA from Suillus subaureus, 537 nucleotides. RefSeq lists its product as uncharacterized. The record is from RefSeq and is a predicted model, not a curated record. The transcript is spliced from 2 exons. Lineage: Eukaryota; Fungi; Basidiomycota; Agaricomycetes; Boletales; Suillaceae. Bases 1 to 537 code for a protein of 178 amino acids.